ACCGCGUCCCUCAGGCCCAGGUGUUCGGGCACUGAGUGAAAGGAGGGGCCGGGGCUGCCCUGCCUCACAGGGGAGGUUCGGCCGAGCAGAAUGGCCAGCAGCCCUGGGAGUAAUGCAGCCCUCGCUGAUCAGAAAGGCACACACUCAGAAGUCUCUCAAGCAAAGAAGUCUCAGCAUGCAGAAGAAGCCAUCUUUUACAAGAACUGUCGAGCAGCUUAUCUGACUGUUUUCAAAAGCAGUUUAGAAAAUAUUAAAUCAAAAGAACAACUCACUUUGGUACUUCAACAGGCUGGAAGAAACCCAUCUCAGAAGACAAUUAAUAAAUACUGGACUUCACAAACAACCGCGCUGAAUUUUGAUGAUUUUUGUACUAUUUUAAAAGAAGAAACACCGGCUGCAAAAACUGAAUUGCUUGAAGCAUUUGGGAAAAUAGACACAGAUAACACUGGUUAUAUCUUACAUGAUGAACUUCAUAAACUUCUGACAACAGAAGGUGAAAAAAUGACUUUGGAUGAAGUGAAUGCAAUAACUAAAUUACCUGAUUUUAACUGUAAUGGCAAACUGGACUACAAGAAGUUUUGUGACUUAUAUAUGACAACCAGUGAGCAGUGCUGCAGGACUGCACUAGAGAAACUGGAGGCUGAUGAUCGAUUGAGGCAUCGGCAAUUUGGAAGUGAAGCUGAAACUUCCCCUGAAGGGCUCACACUGCCAGUAUCAAAACCAUCACUGAAAACCUUGAGGAAAACUGACCACAAACCAGCACCAACCAAAGGUGAUAGCAGAACUUCUUCAAGACCAGCUCAAAGCUGCAAAGCAUCCAGUUCUUCCACCAUCAGCGUGUGUGCCAGUAGCAACAGAAGCACAAACCUAAUUGAGCCGAGCACGAUGAAGGAAUGGCAAUGUGCACAAUCCAAAGGAUGCUUCUACCUAGAGGAAGAUGGUGAAAUCGUUAGUCAUAAGUACAGGCUGCAUUUACCUCAAAGGUCUACAGUGUGCAUAACUAUCAAACCUUUACACCUUCGUCAAAUAGAAGGAAAAUCUUGUCACUGGUUGUCAGUGGAUACGGUGUUGUAUGUUCUGAAGGAAAAUGAAACCCAAGAAAAUCUGCAGCUUGUCUGCUUUACUGACCACCAAAACAAAGAGAUGUUUGGAUGGAAAGGGGAGCUUCCAUCAGGAGUUUACUGGCUACUCCCAUUCACAACAGGCUGUAGGCUGAAAAAGGUAAAAACACCAAUUGCUGGAGAAGCAAAACUGGUGUACAGAGAUGAAGAUGGUGAACUGGCUCUUACCAAAGAGUUCCGAGCAGCUUUAUUGGAUAUAUUUGAAACAAUUGAUUUGGAUGGAAAUGGCCUUCUGAGUUUGGAGGAAUACAAUUUCUUUGAACUGAGAACUAGUGGUGAGACAUGUGAUGAGGAAGUGUGGGCUAUAUGUAAGGAGAAUUUUGAUAUGAAGAAGAAUGAACUAACAAGACAAGGAUUUAUGGAUCUGAAUCUCAUGGAAGCCAAUGACCGUGAAGGGGAUCCUAGUGACCUUUGGGUCACUUUAUUGUCACUGGGCUACAAUAAAGCAUUAGAAAUGACAGAGGCAUGCCCCUUUGUCAUUGACAUCUGUGCAGAAAAAUGCAAACCCAGAAUUAAAGCCAUAUAUCUAGAGGCAGGCAGCUGGCAACUCAACAGGGCUAUCUGCAAGUCUGUUGUUAAUAAAGGAGAUGCCAAAGUAAUGGAUGGCUGUGAAAACAUUAUUGUCUAUACCCAUAGGACUGGCAUGCGAAUCACUUCUGUUAUUGAAAAUAAGUCUGAUAACAAAGUGAUUGUUCAUGUCAACAAUGAGCAGAGUAGGAACUGCCAAAGUAAUAGAGGGCUUGCUGUUUUUGCUGUGGAAGUGGCACCAAAAUCUACGAUGGUUUCUCAGCACGUGAUGCCACUGAACGAGCAGGAAGAAUGGCUGUAUAACUGUGUGCAUUCCCUCUUACGCUAAACAUUGUAGUCAGAGUGCUG
Molecule: messenger RNA, 1997 nt
Organism: Phasianus colchicus (ring-necked pheasant)
Lineage: Eukaryota; Metazoa; Chordata; Aves; Galliformes; Phasianidae
Gene: EFCAB7
Product: EF-hand calcium binding domain 7
Biological process (GO): positive regulation of protein localization to ciliary membrane
Cellular component (GO): plasma membrane protein complex; ciliary membrane
Molecular function (GO): calcium ion binding
Source: RefSeq, a predicted model, not a curated record